ACGUGACUUUGCAUUCCUGCUUGUUCUUGUGGCUCUAGCUACGGCAGAACGAACUGUUGUGAGCAAUGCCGAAGCGAUGAUUGAGAAUAUUCCUGUGAAUGGAACUUUAGCCAAGGAGGAGACAAUUCAAAUCGAAAUGACUGGAGUUAAGGAUCUUCGUUACUACGUUCUUGGAGUCAAGCUUGACUCGUAUUUUGGUUAGCUACGCAUCCAGGGUGAAUGCACUAGGUCUUCUGCUGCAGUCGGUUCGAAGAUUGGAGAGGCAAAGAUUACCUGUGAAACCACUCAGACCAUACCCAUUGAGAAUGGAAUUGCCAUGACCCGCUACAACGACCCCACGGUGUGCGCUGAUUCCACGCUCAAGAUUGAAAUCAGCAACCUGUACAGCGGUGAUGUCAAGUACUGGGCUAUUGCUGCGCGUGUUGAGAAUCCCAUGUACGAUUUUGUGAACAACCAGCCGCUCUCUGGCGUGUUGCCCGGCCAUUCGUCCUACGAAGUCGUCACCUACCGUGGAUACAUCGGUACUGAUUCGAGCUCGUCGGGCGCUGUGGACUUCGUGAACGUCACCGUGGACUACGACAUUUUCGCGGAGAGCACGUUCAAAGUAUACAUUUCGGACUCUCCGAAUCCCCUGAGUCGCGCCAAGAAAGAACUGCAGCGUGUGGGCGAUGAGUACUUCUACGCGCUCGGCCGCAACGACGAGCUCUUCUGCCACGACUGCUACCGCUAUGUGAUCGCGAUCCUGGACCACGCCGCGAACGAGCCGCUCUAUUUCUCGCUCAAGUUCAACGUGGAUCGCGGUACGUCCAUGCCGCUGCUGGAUGAUGUGCAGGCAUCAUCCACCUGGAGCACGAUAAGAUCACCACGGCGACCGUGA
Blastocystis hominis is the source of this 877-nucleotide messenger RNA. RefSeq lists its product as hypothetical. The transcript is spliced from 7 exons. NCBI's taxonomy places the organism in Eukaryota, Bigyra, Opalinata, Blastocystidae. The coding region runs from base 317 to 877 and encodes 186 amino acids. The record is from RefSeq and is a predicted model, not a curated record.